UCAUGAAAGAUGGGAGUAAAAAGACUUAUCUAUGGUUAGAUUUUUGAUUGUUUAUUUCUCUUAAAUUGUAGAUAAUUUAAUUUUAGUAAACAUCUUUAGGUCUGCCUUAAUAAUGUUAAUAAGUUUCCUUGAAAUUUUAGAGUUUCUAGAUAAGGAUAGGAUCAACAAUAAUUGUAUGUUAUUAGCUAAUAGGGAUAGUAACUAAGCUUUUUAGGGUGGAAAUUAUGGAAAAAAUAAUAUAGAAAAGGGGCACAGUACUAUUAAAGGUAUUAAAAACUGAUGAAAAUAUUUAUUGGAAGAAUUGAGC
Paramecium pentaurelia is the source of this 307-nucleotide messenger RNA. The record is from the annotation of a GenBank genome assembly. Lineage: Eukaryota; Ciliophora; Oligohymenophorea; Peniculida; Parameciidae.